Messenger RNA from Cheilinus undulatus (humphead wrasse), 3514 nucleotides. RefSeq names its product hydroxysteroid (17-beta) dehydrogenase 12b (gene hsd17b12b). Gene Ontology annotation, molecular function: oxidoreductase activity. The coding region runs from base 171 to 1238 and encodes 355 amino acids. The transcript is spliced from 11 exons. The record is from RefSeq and is a predicted model, not a curated record. Lineage: Eukaryota; Metazoa; Chordata; Actinopteri; Labriformes; Labridae. Gene Ontology annotation, cellular component: endoplasmic reticulum.
GCGGCCAUGCGCCAAUACGGAAGCGUCCAACGCGGAAGUAACUAUCCGAAUCCACUUUGACGCAUGCAUCCGCACUUUGAGCACUCGCUGUUGCAUUAGACAGAGAGUUUAACUUCAGGAGUUGGUUUCCUCACAUAGCAGAGACACAGAGGGCUGUGCAGAAAGCAGGCAUGUCGUCCGGAGGAGAAGCAGUGUUAGGUGCGGUGGAGACUCCUCUGUUCUGGCUCGGUGCUCUGACCGCGGCCUGGAUCUCCUUCUGCUCCGUGUGCAGGCUGCUUUCCGGGAUCAGGGUGUGGGUGCUGGGCAACGGACGGCUCGUUUCCCCCAUCAAACUGGGCAAAUGGGCAGUUGUCACUGGAGCCACUGAUGGGAUUGGGAAAGCCUAUGCUGAGGAGCUCGCCCGCCGAGGUUUCUCCAUCGUGCUGAUCAGCCGCUCUCAGGAGAAGCUGGAUGACGUAUCCAAGGCGAUCGUGAGUAAAUGUGGUGUGGAGACCAAAACCAUUGCAGCAGACUUCAGUUCUGUGGAUAUCUACCCAGUGAUUGAAGAUGGACUCAAAGGCCUGGAGAUUGGAGUUCUGGUGAAUAAUGUUGGAGUGUCCUAUUCUUAUCCUGAAUUCUUCCUCAACGUUCCCAAUCUGGAUACUUUUAUCGACACCAUGGUCAACAUUAAUAUAACAUCAGUGUGCCAGAUGACUCGCCUUGUUUUACCUGGCAUGGUGGAGAGGAAGAAGGGAGCCAUCCUCAACAUCUCGUCUGCCAGUGGGAUGUACCCGGUUCCUCUCCUUACUGUCUACUCUGCCUCUAAGGCAUUUGUGGACUUCUUUUCAAGAGGACUUCAAGCUGAAUACAAGAGCAAAGGCAUCAUCGUCCAGAGUGUUCUACCGUUCUUCGUUGCAACCAAGCUGAGUAAAAUCCGUCGCGCUACGCUGGACAAGCCCAACCCAGAGCGCUACGUGUCAGCCGAGCUCAGCACCGUGGGGCUUCAGACUCAGACCAAUGGCUACCUGCCCCAUGCCAUCAUGGUAAGUCUGGGGCUGGGUGACUACAGCUCUGCUCCCUGCCAAGAUCCUCAACAGCUACGUGAUGAGUAUGGGUCUGUCCCAGCGCGCUCGUUACCUCAAGAAGCAGAAGCAGGGCUAGACGGACGUGCGGCAGCAGACAGAGGAGGGGGGAGACCGUCUGUGUUAACGACUCGUCCGACUACCAUCAUCAUCACGGACCACGGGGAGGGGAUAUGACAGUUUCUGGGCAACCUCUCCCCCUUUAUGCUCCCAGUCAUAGAUGAGGCGAAACUGGCCCCAGUUGCUGCCACAUGUUUUCCAUCUGAAACAGUUGUGUGAAAAAUACUGAACAAAGUGGCGAUCCUCUCUGAGUGAUCAUCUCUAAUAAAUGGAACACUAACAUGGAAACUAAAACAAUUCCCAAAGCUGUCCAUCUGUCUGCAAAACAUCAUAGGAAAUUUAGCCUGCAUGGUUACGGAGACAGAUAAUUAGGGUGUCUGAGGAUGUCCUUGUUAUGUCUGAUCCUCCUGUGAACUGGCUAUUGGCUGUUUGGGCUGAUUAAAAGCUAUUUAGCACCACUCUGGGUUAUUAUUUACAUACUGCUAAUGUUUUUAGAGCACUUGAACCAUUUCUGACUAACAGAAUUUUCAAAGUUUGUGAAAAGAGCUAUCUCAACUGUUUGAUUAUGUUUUUCAAUUUUUGUUUUCAGAAGCUUCAGAGCACUCAGAUAUUUUUCCUCUCUUCUUGAGAACCAACCUAAGACCAAGACCAAUCUAUUUUUUGUCAUUUUGUUUUGUAUUUAUUUCUUCACGGUAGGAGCUGGUGAAAGGAGGGUUGUGUCCAGUUAAACCAAACUACUAACGUUUGUAUGAAAAUCAUGAAAAGGCUCUGUAAGGCUGGCUGCUCACCUGACAAUUUUAAUAAUCUUAAGCAAGUUUAAAAACUCGGGAGGCCACAGACAUAGGUGUGAGAUUAUCUUAAACAGUAGGAUCCUUCAAACACACAUACUAGAGCAGGGGUGGGAAAAAAAUCAUAAAAUUGGUAAAAAAAAAAAAAUUGGCAAAAUUGGUGUAAAGUGGCAACAGUGUUAUUAGAAAGUGUUUUUAGAUUUUUAAGGUAUCUGGAGACCCCCCUCAGUGUCUCGCGACCCCAACGUUGAGAACCCCUGUACUAGAGGAUAAACCAGACUGAAAGGGCACACACCUGUCAUUUAUAGUCCUGAUUUCAUAUUAGCUGUGGGACUUCGGAAGAAAAUCAAAUAUCAAUGAUGACUGUGAUAUUUCCAACCAGCGGUGACUCCCAGAGUGGAGAAGAAGUGGGGCUAGGCACCCAACUAGAUCAUCAAAGUUUUAACGUGUCAUUUGGAGGUAUUGAAAAUGUUUUUCCACGUCAAUACUUUGCAUGUCCUUCACCAACAUGGCACACUGCCCUUCCUCGUUUCUUGUGGCAUUUAAUGGCCGUACAUACCACCGUCUCUUAAUUUUAUUGCUUUGCAAAACCAGCAGGCUUCGUCAGUGUAGGACGCCAUGACAGAAAAAUGUUAACAACGCGCAAGGACUGUGGAAAAUGUAGGAUUUUACAGAAAUUUCACAGGAAACUACUACGCAUCAGUGCGCUUGACUAUGGAAGCUCUGAUGACUGCGGAGUCCCCUCUGCUCACAGUACGCUCGAGUAUGUUUGGGCCUUUAUGCGCCAAAUUUCAGAGUAGUUUUUCCUUUGUAUUUUGGUGUGAUUUCAGGAAGUCCUCCCAGUGUUAUUUACGAGGACAACUUAUUAUUUCAGUGGCAUAAACUCAUGCAACAUGCUGUAAAACCCCCACCUGUACCGAGGAGUCUUCAUUCAUGAUCAGAUGGAGUUUACUCCGUACUGGAGUGGGAGUGACGAGGGAGCAGUUUGAGAAAGGCCCAUUGUCUAGUGUGCAGCCAGCCUAAAAAAGAACUGAGCCAAAGGAGGAGGAGGAGGAGGGUGGUGGGAAAGAUUUUGUCACAUCCUAAAUAGCUUUUUAAAAUCAUUGUUGCUACCCGUGUUGGACUCUGGUCUCAUUUACUGUCAUAAAAUUCUCUCAACUGCAGUAAAAUCUCUUUGGAUCAUUAAAUCCUGGGAAAAUGAUCAAGUUUGUGUGGUGAUUAGUCUGUUAAAUGUACAUAGACCUCAAGUUUUCUGUCUGUGCAAUCGGAUAUACUCACAUCGGUCCAGUCAAGCUUUGUUGAAUCAUUCACUUUUUGACUUUCUCUUUGUAAGUUUGUUGGAUGCGGUCACUCAUGAAGUGUCAUCUCAUCAGCUUUAAGUUGUAGUGUUUACUCUUAAUGGAAAGUUUGUUCUUGACAUUUCACACAUAAAGCAAAAGGGACCAACAUCUGUUUUUUUAGGCUAGUGCUUUUCCUCAAGGGUAAUGGUAUUAGAUAUUUGUCCGGGGUGAAAGCAGAGCAAACUAGAACCAUUAGUAUGUACCGACUUUAGAGAACUACUUUGCAUUUGUCCUUGCAGCCAUCAAUAAAUAUCAGUUUCAAUAA